Molecule: messenger RNA, 963 nt
Organism: Serendipita indica DSM 11827
Lineage: Eukaryota; Fungi; Basidiomycota; Agaricomycetes; Sebacinales; Serendipitaceae
Source: the annotation of a GenBank genome assembly
AUGUCCAACUCUGUCAUGCCCGUUCAUCCUGCUAUGCCCCCCGCCCCUCUUCUGGGUGGGCUAGCAGCUCACCAAGUCCCGACUGUUCCUAUUAUUAUCGUCUCCGAUUUCAAUUGCCCUUGGUGCUACGUUGCGCACAAGGAAAUCCAACAAGCGCUCAAACGCGUCCGUGAGACGCAUCCAAACAUUCACUUUACCGUCGAGCACCGUCCCUUCCAGCUCGAUCCAACGCUCCCAACCGAAAGGCCAAUGUGUCGCGUCGCGUGCUAUCUCGCAAAGUUUGGCGACGAAAAGCUCAAACAGAUUAGUGCCGCCCUCAAGGAACGCGGUAAACGCGUCGGGAUUGAUUUCCACAUGGCCGGAAAGACGCGCCAAACGACAAAUGCGCACCGACUCGCCCUCAAGGCUUGGCUCUGUGGUGGGGAAGCCGCCCAAACUAAAAUGGUCGACGCUCUCUUUGCUGCCUAUUUCGAAAAGGAGACCGACAUUGGCUGCUACGAUUUCCUCAGCCGUGCCGCAGAGUCGACUGGCCUCAUGACCUGUGAGCAAGCUCACGCAUUCCUCGAGUCGGACAAGCUCCGCGACGAGGUUCAGUGUCUCAUCCGUCACUCUGUCCUCCGUGGCAUCAAGGGCGUCCCAUUUACCAUCAUCUCCAACCAAUGGGCCGUCCAAGGUGCAGAGACGUCGGAUAGCUUUUACAAGGCCUUCGAGUUUGCUGCCAAUGCCGCAGCGAACGUCGUCACGCCGUCGCUGCACGCCGCCCAAGUUCCCAGUAUCCCCGCCGCCGUCAUGGCUCCUGCCCAUGGCGUCACCGGAACUGCACCGAGUUGCAAGCCCCAGGUGACGAUGGAUACUGCGUCUGUAUCUGGCGACCACGCUAGCGAGACGGCCACCCAAAGCGGCACGUCUGCCGCUACGACGCCCAUCAACGAAGUCCCCGUACGCCCAUCGCUCGCGGUGUAA